This is a messenger RNA of Cherax quadricarinatus, 3748 nucleotides long. RefSeq names its product anti-lipopolysaccharide factor. The record is from RefSeq and is a predicted model, not a curated record. NCBI's taxonomy places the organism in Eukaryota, Metazoa, Arthropoda, Malacostraca, Decapoda, Parastacidae.
CAAAGCAGAGUUAAGGGAUGUAAAAAUUUUCCUAGAACAUCUGACGAACCAGGUAAUAUAACCUGAGUGAGACGCCACAACCACCAGUGCUGCCCCAUCGCUCGUCAGCAGAACAGUACACAGCUUCACUAACAGUGUGAAGAUGUCAGCCUCAGUGGUGUCAGGAAGGUGGUCAGGAGGGCUGGUGUUGUCACUGCUGGUGGUGCUGCUAGUGGCUCCCUCACCAGCACCAGCCAAAUCCUUCGACUUCUUGCAGAUUGUGUCUUCACUUGCAGACAAUGUGAUCACUCGGCUGUACAGAGAGGAUGAGAUAGAGCUCCUGGGCCACUACUGCACCAUCAGCAGGACACCCUACUUCUACAAGUGGGAGCUGAACUUCCGCGCCACCAGCAGGUGCCCUGACUGGACCACUGCCCUCGGGAAAGCUGAAGGUUACGUGAACCCUCACAAUGCUGAGACGGAGGCAACCAAGGACCUGGUGAGGAAGCUGGUGGAAAGGGGCUUGGUGACACAAGAGGAGGCUUCACCGUGGCUCUGAGGAUCCACCAGGAGGCUUCAGAGUGGCUCUGAGGAUCCACCAGGAGGCUUCAGAGUGGCUCUGAGGAUCCACCAGGAGGCUUCAGAGUGGCUCUGAGGAUCCACCAGGAGGCUUCAGAGUGGCUCUUAGGACCAGGCGACCUGUCAACUAACUUUACAGUAGCUGUGAAGUCCUGACAACCACGUCCACCACAGACUGUCAACUUCACCUUACCUCUACCUUCGGCACCAAACUUCGGUGGUCUGGUCGGCAACACACUCGCUUCACACACUGAGUGGCCAUGGUUCGAUCCCCGGCAAGGGUGGAAACACUGGGCGGGUUUCUUUACACCUGUUGUGCCCCGUUCACCUAGCAAGCAUAUAUAUAUAGGUACCUGGGUGUUAGUAGACUGGUGUGGGUGGCAUCCUGGGGGACAAGAUGUGAGGACCACAGAGGAAAUAAGACACAGUCCUGGGUGGCUAACACUCCGGGGUUAAAAAUCUGAAUAAGUGUGACUAGUUAAUGGUCCAAGUUGGACCGAAACGUCGUCCUAAGUUUCAGUCUCCUAUGUGCGGGUUAUUUGUGUAUUGUUCCAGUCAAGGUAUUGUGACCUUUAAUUCUUCAGUAUUUAAGUGUUUUUACACUAUGUUGUGCUCACUUACAAGGACGAUACUUCUGUACGUGGCUCGGGAAAUACAAGUACUGACACGGUCCAACAAUGGUUAUCUUUACCAGAGUCAGAACUUGUUUGAAUUUCAAAAAUUUCGUGGACCCCCACAUGCCAGUAACUGAAAUCGUAGACUUUGUUGAGCAAAUACAUGUCAAUUUUUUUAAUGGAUUCGCUGACUUUUAAAGGAUUUGUAUUUUACUUAAGCAAUGACUGGAUUAUGAGGAAAAUCAAGUGCUGGCUAGAGGAGUAAGAUAUAUCACACUCAUGAGAGACAACUACAGACGAUGUAGUGUAUGCAGGUUCGAAUCCUGCUGUGGACUGAGAAAUGUGUGUGAAUAAUUUCGCCUGUUUGCGAAUUGAAAAGCAUUUGAUGAAAUAACUUUGCACAAGCCUGGUGCUCCGGGGGUUGAGGAGUGGCCGUCUAGUACCGGCUAGGCUCCCAUAGUUAUCUGGAGUCUGGUUGUGUGGAUAAAGUACUGUGUACUUUGAUGAAGUUUGUGCAGGUUCGAAUCCUGCCGUGGACUGAGGAAUAAUGAUAGCAACAUAUGUGCAAAUUACCUAGGGUAACACAUGAGGUCCUUGUUAUAUCUUAUUUAAAGCCUAGCUGUAAGAUACGCUAGAAAUCAGUCAUGAUUAUAACCUUAAAAAUCACCACUCAACUCUCUGAAAAUCAUUUACAGUAAAUGGAGGUGCAAUAGGAAUAAUUUAAACCGAGUUAUUUACAGGAACAUUAGACAGAGAGGAUCAGCUUACAAUAAUAGGUGGGUAUCACCUAUUUUUGAUGGUAUUGACAUUGGAAUUUUUUUGGUAAGACCCAUCAAUUGUUUCUAUAAUGUUACCAGAUUCAUGUUAGUGUUUAACAAUGUAUUUCUCUCAAUGUCUUAUCUGAUAUAAUCUUUGAAUCAUUUUUUUAAGUUAUUAUUGUAUUCUGAAGAUCAUGUUCGUCUUAGAUAUUUUCUCCGAUUCUCUUAUUAAACUUAAACAUGCUUUAAGAUAUGAUUUUGUUCGGAUUUCUAACCCUGGAGGGUUAGCCACACAGUAUAACCCAAGAAAGUCAGUGCGUCAUCGAGGACUGUCUGUCUUAUUUCCAUUGUGGUCCAUUAAUCUUGUCUCCCAGGAUGCGACCCACACCAGUCAACUAACAAUCAGGUACCUGCUUAUUGUUAGGUACUGUAUGUACACUGUACCAACCACUGUAUGUACACUGUACCAACCACUGUAUGUACACUGUACCAACCACUAUGUGCACUGUACCAACCACUGUAUGUACACUGUACCAACCACUGUAUGUACACUGUACCAACCACUGUAUGUACACUGUACCAACCACUGUAUGUACACUGUACCAACCACUGUAUGUACACUGUACCAACCACUGUAUGUACACUGUACCAACCACUGUAUGUACACUGUACCAACCACUGUGUGUGUACUGUACCAACCACUGUAUGUACACUGUACCAACCACUGUAUGUACACUGUACCAACCACUGUAUGUACACUGUAUGUACACUGUACCAACCACUGUAUGUACACUGUAUGUACACUGUACCAACCACUGUAUGUACACUGUAUGUACACUGUACCAACCACUAUGUGCACUGUACCAACCACUGUAUGUACACUGUAUGUACACUGUACCAACCACUAUGUGCACUGUACCAACCACUGUACCAACCACUGUAUGUACACUGUACCAACCACUGUAUGUACACUGUACCAACCACUGUAUGUACACUGUACCAACCACUGUAUGUACACUGUACCAACCACUGUAUGUGCACUGUACCAACCACUGUAUGUGCACUGUACCAACCACUGUCUCAGUAGUAGUACCAGUUACCAGUAACCAGUGUACCAGUGUGUUCACAUUCUCUCCGAAUUCUGAGAGUUAACAGUCUAGAUUUGAGUGCACCGAAUCUGCCUUUCUGUUAAACACUUCUUUCUUUGUAUAUAUUCCUUCCUCAGAAUCCGUAGAUCACAUGAAUACAGAUCGAUCGAUCAAAAAAUUUUUUUUAUCACUUCUAUUGUAAUCUCAACGUUGAGUUUCAUUCGAUGAGUUUCAUUCGUUGAGUUUCAUUCGAUGAGUUUCAUUCGUUGAGUUUCAUUCGUUGAGUUUCAUUCGAUGAGUUGUGUUAUAUUAUAUCUUGUAUUGCAUUACAGUUUCAGUUAUGUAAGCUUCCAUUCCAAUGUUCUACUUAUGUAUGUUAUAAUGUUCAAUUGUUGUGUACUUUGACAUUGUAUAGAAUCAGCCCAAGCCAUACACCUGCCAUCUCUAGUUUGUAUUAGUUGUAUGUCGGGACGACAUACGUUAGCGUCGCCGAGCUCUCAGUAGUAGUACCAGUUACCAGUAACCAGUGUACCAGUAGAUGACUCACUACCAACCGUCUCUGCGUGAAUCAUUGACUGUAUUCAUAUUGCUGCUGACCACAGCAGUAUUUCAAACACCCCCUCACAUAUGGGUACUGUGGUUAGUCAGUCUUACGAGUGAGUGCAAGGAGGCAGGUCACGGCUGUUUAGCGCUUCCCACACUAUCCGUAAUAUACGUACUACCAGCCUAC